Archocentrus centrarchus (flier cichlid) is the source of this 1780-nucleotide messenger RNA. RefSeq lists its product as uncharacterized. The record is from RefSeq and is a predicted model, not a curated record. Bases 297 to 1337 code for a protein of 346 amino acids. Lineage: Eukaryota; Metazoa; Chordata; Actinopteri; Cichliformes; Cichlidae. The transcript is spliced from 6 exons.
CCCGAUUUUAGUUUCAAAGUUUAAAAACGGAAAACGGAAAACGAACCGUUUCCCGAUUUUCAUUUCAAAAUGGGAAAAUAAAAAAAUGGAAAACGAGCCGUUUCCCGAUUUUUGUUUCCUGAUUAAAAAUUUAAAAAUGGAUUUUAAAAAUCCGGCGUGGAAAUCGGAUUUCUGAGUUUUUAUUUUUUUCCCCAAUUCUCACCCGGAAGUUGUCCCCAUACAUUUGACAGUUUCAUGACAGUAGAGGGCGUGCUGCAGUUUCCAUCGUUGUCAAGUGUAUUUUGGAUGUCUGCGGGAUGGCAACGGGCAGUUAUGUCCUUUUUCGAGAAAGCAGACGUGUUACACUUAAGGAAGAUGACAUGUCUGUGGACAAGAUAUGCAGGAUUUUUCAGGUUAAUUGCAGUAGUCUGUACAUUACAGAUGAUGCAAACACUGCAAUAUUUCCAGAGCCAGCAGGACAUUUUUCCAUCCUAAAUCUUUCACAUCACAGUCAUUAUGAGGUCCAUGGAGAUCCAGUUCAUAGUCCACUUCCUGCAAGCAGAUCCCUACCCACUACUGGUAUUCCAUUUGCCUUCAUGCACCGACCCUCACCUUCUGCUCUGACUGACACACCACGGCCUUCAGCUGGAACGCCACGAGCAAGCAACCUGUUCCCAGCAAGAUCUUUCCAAAGGGCUAUCCAUAUUGCCAAAAUAGUAAAUCACAAGCUCAGUACUUCCAAAACAGUCAUCAUUCGCUUUUUGGAAGCUGAAGCAAAUGUGGAAGGAAUAACACAGAAGGUGAAGGAUGCCUUGGGCUGUGAUGAGGUGAUUACCCUGACAGACAGCCAAGGAAAUGAAAUAGUAGACUCGGAGGGCACAAGAAGUUCCCAUUACUGGAAACAGAACUCCAGAAAAAUCUAUGCAAUCUUUGAGGAUGACUUUGUGGAGUUCCAGAAUGGAAGAACAGCUAAAGCAAGUCGAAGGGCCGACGACAGUAUGAGCAUACAAGAGGUCAUUGGCAAAAUUGACCAACUAAAGCAAGCUGCUGAGAGCCUCCAAGAUAUCACCUCAGCAAUAAACCAGCUGUCUGAGCUUGCAAAGCACACACGCAAAGCAGUGACUGAUGCCCACCUGCAUUCUGUAAAGGAUGCCUUUGCCUGCCUCGUUUGCAAAGCUCUAAUGGAGGAACCCAUGUUUUCCACGUGCUGCGAGUCUCUAGUUGGAUGCCGAACAUGUGUGGAGCAGUGGCUGUUAACUGCAGAUCACUGUCUGAAAUGCAGAGCUGAAGAAUUUGAUCGUAGGGUACACCAAGUUAAGGGUCUCCAUGCUGUUCUCUCUCUCCUCAAAGAGAUAUAGAUGUGUAAUUCAUCUAACAUUGAAUAUAAAUGGGCGUUUGUCACUACAAAGCUAAAGAGGGUGCAGAGUUUGUAUUUCAAGCCAACAUCACACCAGCUUAAUUGACCAGGUUUUCCUACAGAGGAACCUUUUAUAAAAUCAGCUUGGGUAGUGUUGGCAUAUAUACUAACCUGCAGCCUCUGCAGCUUAUCAGUAACACGUUUCCUCAUCCUGUUUGAUGGGUGGUUUUCUCUGUAAUCACAUUGUCUUUUUUACUUGGUUGUCCUUAGGUUUCAAGCCCAGUUUGAUGUUUAUAACAUGGUUUGGGAGUGGAACAGUAGUCGGUAACUGCGGUUUUCAUUAUGUAAUUAUUAAAUGUUACAUUGUUUAAAUGAUAUACAAGCUUGGGUGUUACACAAAAUUAGAAUUUUAAAAAAGAAUCAGAGAAUUGCAAGUUCUCCUUU